Endocarpon pusillum Z07020 is the source of this 2550-nucleotide messenger RNA. RefSeq lists its product as uncharacterized. Lineage: Eukaryota; Fungi; Ascomycota; Eurotiomycetes; Verrucariales; Verrucariaceae. The record is from RefSeq and is a predicted model, not a curated record. Bases 1 to 2550 code for a protein of 849 amino acids. The transcript has a single exon.
AUGCCAACUGCUGGAAUCGGCAUGGAGAGCCGCUAUAGAGUUUUAGUACCUAUGACCAUUGACAACACCGGCACGACCUCAGCUGCAAGCACCAACAUGGAAUUUGCAUGCGAUUCACAUCAUCCGUGUGACUCCUGCAUGGCCUCGCGCGAAGCACUCGAGGUGGCAACGAAUGUGCAUAAUGCUAUUCACCAGAUCAAACUUAAUUGCGAAUGUCUGCGGAUUAAUCAGGCUUUCUUGAAGAAUGCUAUACAAAGAUACAGCAACGCUAUCAUAGCUCGUUGGAAGAAAAGAAGUCAAACAAAGCGAGCUGAGAUUCUUGAAAAGGCAUUCCCUGGUAUGCCUCAGAAAAAGUUUAGCAUCAUACAAGCACGUUAUGCAGAGGAAAACCUGGAAGCAUCGUCUCUGUGCUGCACAUUUCUGCUGCCUUAUUUGAGUGUCGAAGACCUUUCAUCCGAUCCGAUGCGGCUGCUAAGCUUGCUAUAUGUUCGAACGGAAUACGACGCUAGCACAUGGGCUGGUUUUGACCUUGAGAAUACCAAAGCUGACUGGCAUGAAGGCUUGCUCGAUAGUGUUUGUAAGAGUGCCAUGAUUGCGUAUGGUGCUCGGUAUGGCGAAAUUGUGGAAUGGGACCAAGAGCGGGUAGAUCAAGGACAUCUUAUUGCCCUUCCCCGGGCAAAUUUGCUUAUCCAAAUCCAGGCUACAUUAUCAGCAAUGCUAGCGGAGACAGUGGGGAUUCUAACCGAUGGAGCCACUAUUGAAGAGCGGCCUACAAAAUGGCUGGCUCUGAUUGAGUCUGGCUUCCGACGCUCAAGAGAAGACGAAAUAUACUCUUCGUUCAUUGAUCGAGCAUUUCAGCGCCCACCAGUGUUCGAUAUUGAUGAACUCUUGAAAAUAGCCGAGGCCCGCACUGCCAAUGCACAGGAUCAGCUAUGGCUACUUCAAACAGAGCCUUCCCACGUGCAUCGGGAAUAUCGACUUCUGCAGGACUCAGAAUACUUUAGUGUCGUGGUUCCUCAACUCUCAGGUACUGUUGAUGUUGAGAAAUAUAAUUUGAUUGGCAACAUCCUGUCAGUAGAGUCAACAGGGAGAUUUAGUGAAUGGAACUGUGUUGUGGAAGAAUGCAAGCACGUAAGAGAGCAGCUCAAUGGAUGCGGUGGACAAGUUCAGCUUGGUAAGCCCCUACCAGAAAAGUACAGUCAGGCUGUUUCUUGCCUUGAAGCUGCUCUUGAAUCUAUUUUGUGGCGUUGGACAAGAGACGUUGCGAGUCUGUUACCGAAGCUCCGUGGAUUUGCAUCCUGCUACGACCAUGUCUUGUUGGAUAUCCAGAGAGCCAUGACAAGGACGACUGCUAAGCGCCUACCAGAUUAUGACUGCUAUAAAGAGGAUCCCUUGUUCUGGUGUCUUUACUUGAUCGUCUACCACGAUGAUAGCUUAGAGAGCUCGUUUGAGCCGCCAUUCGUCUUUGCCUUCCUUGGUGACCUGGUUGGCAAUGACACCCGGGUCGAUAAGAACCGGCUUGAUCAACGACUCAUGGACGGACUGGCCGACAUUGGCGCAAUAUGGGAAAUGAUAAUGGCGAUACGCUAUCAUCGGCCUUCAAGAUACCGGAUGGAGACACUGCAAGCAUUGGAUCUGGGUUCUGCUCGUGCAGGAUGCAGACGUCUUGCACUUGAAACAAGGAGGUUGCGAGGAACGCAGGUGUUUCCUAAUCAGAUGUCCUUGAGUGUGAAGCCACCGUUGCAGCUCUUCGUCGAAUCUUUCCGGCCAGGCGAUGGAACGAAGGAAAAUGACAGACAUGAAAGACGGAUGGCAUCACGAAGGCUCCUGAAAUCCUUUUGGGACGCAGCUCGCGACUUCCAAAGGCAAUACCUGGGAGGCAUUGGUCUCUCGACGGAGGAAAUCCAGAUGCAUCUGGCGUCGAUAUCCUUCGAUCUAGCACCAGAGUAUUUGGAGUCGUUGGAGAAAAGGAACCAAAAAAUCCCAUCCCCCGUACAUGUUGCCCGGAGCUUGACCGGUUCAGAAGCUUCGCAGUGCACCUCGUGGGACGUCUCACAGGAACAAAGUUCAAGAUUCGUAAAUGUUGGGCCUGUAAAAAGCAAGAUGAAGCGUCGACCAACUCCAAGAGAAGACGACGUCGAGGCUCCCCUGCCUGAGGCUGGACCCGCCGCCAACGAAGACGUUCAUGAUCAUGAAUCUGAUUCUACAGACUCCAGAAUCGAGAACAUUUUACUUGUCACGCCGGAGAGUUUCAAGAUCUUCAUGGAUAUGUUUCCUUCCAAAGACCUCGACUCCCAGACAGCUAAGAAAGGUCUCACCGACUGGAAAAAAUUCGUUGGUGCAAUGACCGAUGCUGGAUUUGUAGCCAACCACAAUUCCGGCUCAGCGGUUACAUUCAUCAGGCAGUCAGGGGGAAGGAUCAUUUUUCACAAACCGCAUCCAGUAGCCAAGCUUGACAGGCAUGUGUUACUGGGUUACGGUAAGCGGCCGAGGAGAUGGUUUGGAUUGGAUCAGGAGAGCUUCCAGGUCGCUCCAAGGGCAGGUACGUAG